Molecule: messenger RNA, 7764 nt
Organism: Plasmodium malariae
Lineage: Eukaryota; Apicomplexa; Aconoidasida; Haemosporida; Plasmodiidae
Product: conserved Plasmodium protein, unknown function
Exons: 2
Coding region: 1-7764 (2587 amino acids)
Molecular function (GO): protein binding
Source: RefSeq, a predicted model, not a curated record
AUGAUUGAAUGCUUUAAUGCAAUAUAUGAAGAUGACGAAAGUUUAAUUGAUGAUGAUUGUUUUACAAAUAACGGAAAAUUAAAUAAACUAAAUGAUUUUUUUUUUAAUCGUUAUCUUUUCAUAAACUUUAAAAAAAUAAUUUUUUACAUUUCCCAAAAAAGGUGUUUAUCAUUUAAGUUUUUAGAACAAAACAAAAUAUGUGAACAAGUAGGUGGAAAGAAAAUUAAAUACAGAAGAAGGGAAAAGAACAGAAAAGAAUUAUAUAAAACUGUUAUGUAUGCGACAAAAAGAAAUAUAAAUGAAGCAUUUUUUUUCAAUUUAGACAGAGGAAAAGAAAACAUAAAUAACCCAUAUUUUAACAAGUAUGAAUAUUAUGUCAAAAUAAAAAAUUUACAAAAAAAGAAGAGGGAAUUUUACAACCCUUUGCAGUGGAGGGUUAUGUACAAAAAUGCUUAUAUAGUUGGACAUAUAAAUAAGUCCUUUUUUAAUAAUAAAAUAGAGAGAAAAGUACGUAAAUUAUAUUUAAAUAUAUAUAUACUCAAUGAGGAUGUAUCUACGCUAUUGCAAAAUAUUUUAAGGAUGAAAAAAAAUCUUUUUUAUACAAAUUAUAAAGUUAUAUCUCUAGAAAAUUGGAAAGCGCUUAACUUACCAUUUCUCAUAUUUUUAUUGAAAUAUAAUAAGAAAAAAUUAAAUAAAUUUCAAGUUAUUCUUUUAAUAUUUAACAGUCAUUAUGAAUACAACAAAUGGAAAAGUGUCAAGAUAACAUGUCGACAACAACAACUGUACUUAUUUACGUAUGCAAAUGAUUCCAAAAAUUGUGAAAAAACGAAAGAACACAAUUUUUUCUUUUGUUUAUUCUGGUGUACAAUUUUUAAAAAAUAUAUUUCAUAUAUUGUUGAAGGAGUAAAUAUUCUUAAAGAUAUAAAAAAAGGAAUGUUGAUACGAGGCUACCAUUUCGCUAAUGCUUUUCUCAAAAUAAACGAGUUUAUAUGUAUUUUAUGUUGUCACAAUAUACAAGAUCAAAAAAUAAAAAAAAUAAAAAAAGAGAAAUGUGCAUUCUUACACAUACUGAAGCAAAUUUUUUUCAAGAGAAUUAAUUCUAAGAAGGAACUAAAAUGUAAGAACUUGGAUAAGGGAAAGUAUGAUGUUUAUAACGUCGAUAUGUGUUUGUUAGGUCAAAAUAUAUUUCAAUUUAUUAGUUAUAAUCGUAACAACAUGAUUAUCAUUAAAUAUAAAAAAGGAAAGCACAAAAUGUGUAUGCGCAAAAUAUCAGAAAUGGACAUAUUGUUUUAUCUGAAAUUAUGUAAUUUUCAGAAUUUUUUAUUUUUUUUUACAUUUUCAAAAUUACAAUAUAUUUUUAAAAAAUAUAGGAUGAUUUACAAAUGGAACGGUUCCCAUAACUUCUACAGGUGGCUAGACGUAAUAACCAUUUUAAGUAAACCUCUUUUCAAAUAUAUAAUAAUAAUGUUAUUUAAAAUAUUAAAAAUAAUAUUAAUAAUAAAAAUGAUAAUAAAAUUAAUAUUAAUGAUAAGUAUAAUAAUAAUGGAAGUAAUCAAAAAGGAGGUACUUUUUUUUUUACAAUUUACUUAUACGCGUAUUUAUAAAAUAUAUUUUCCAACCAAUCAGUUAUUAUUGAUUAAUAUUUUAGAUUUUGAUAAGAGAGCAUCUAUAAAAUUUGGGUGUUUGAGGUGCAGUAUUGCCCCCCAUUUGGACUAUAAUGUAAUUAUUUACUCCUUUUUUGUAUUACUGAAAAAUUAUAAACAAUUUAGUGCUCUCAAAAUAUGGAAAAAUGAUAAUUUAUUCUAUCGUUUAAAUAUUGGAGUGGGUAAUAAAUGUAUUGCCACCACACAUGGAAGGGAAGAAGUACAAACAUUAAAGGAUAUUUCACCAUUCACUGAUGUAAGGUUUAAUUUUCACUUUUUGCGUAUUUUUAUAGAUGAUUCAAAUUUUUAUUUAAAUAACAUAGACAGAAUUAUUAUUGAUUGUUCAAGCAAAGUUGUCAGACAUUAUUUCCCUUCCACUUUCUCGUCCGUUUUUCGCAGUGGGUGCAAUAAAGAUUUAUUUCAUCUAUUUGUACUGUUAGUUUUUGAUUAUUUUCCAUAUUCAUUAUAUUUUUAUGAGAAAAAUAAAAAAAGGGAAGUAUUGUUAUAUUAUUUCCUAUAUAUUAUGAUAAACUAUUUAACAUCUAAGCUUUUCUAUUUUUUACACAUUCUACAUUUUGUAUUUUCUUCGAUUAAAUUUUGUAUAAAUGCUUUAAUAAUUUUUUUAAAGUAUAAAGUGUCUACAUUUUUCCAAAUAAGAAUUAAAAAAGAGGAAGAUAAUUUAUUAGUUUUUUUCAAACCAGAGAAAAUAAGAGAAUUUUAUAUGCACAAUUUUAAUCAAGCUGUACAAAAAGGAAAAGAUAUACGUGACAGAAUAAAUCUUUCAAUAAACAAAAAGAAAUUUUUACGAAAUGCGAAUAUGUCUAGUUCGUGCGAUGAAUCAAAAAUGGAGAAGUAUAAUCGAAGAAUGAGUACGAAUGACCCAUGGAUUUAUGGUGUGCAUGUUAAUGAGGAUGCUAAAAAUUAUAAGAAUCAUAAGAAGAGAACAUGCAAUUAUGUCGAUUCUGAAAAAUCAGACGAAGAGCCUUAUAAUUGGACCAAUCAAUUGAGUCCUGCUAAUAUAUUUUCAAAAAAAAAUGAUACUCUUUUUAGGUACACAAAAUGGAGGGUAUUAAAAGAUUACUGCAAAUAUAAGAGCAACAAAAACAAAAAAAAGAUUAUUUAUAAGAGAAGGGUAAAAAUAAAAAAAAAUGGGAAAAUACAUGUUAAGCAUCUAUUACCACUAUUGUUUCUUAACGAAGUAGCAUAUUUCAGGCAUGCACAUGAAUACAAGCCUUGUCAGUCAUUAAUUAUGCCGUUCAAAUUACUGGUAUUCUCGUCGGAUAAUUCUAAUAAUAUAUCAUCAAGAAGAAAAAAAACUGAAAGUCAUUCAAACAGAAGAAAAAAUAAAAAAAAUAAAAUAAAUGAACAAAAAGAAAAUAAAGAAAAAGAACGAAAAAAAAAAAAUAGUAGUAAUGAUUCAGAUUCUGAUAUGGACUCUGACUCUGACUCGGAUUCAGAUGAUGAUGAAGUGGAAGAAGAAGAGGAAGAGGAAGAGGAGGAAGAUGAGGAGGAAGAGGAGGAAGAUGAGGAGGAAGAGGAAGAAGAGGAAGAAGAGGAAGAAGAGGAGGAAGAGGAGGAAGAGGAAGAAGAGGAGGAAGAGGAAGAGGAGGAGGAAGAAGAGGAAAAAGAAGAUGAAGAAGAGGGAGAGGGAGAGGAGGAAAAAGAAGAUGAAGAAGAGGGAGAGGGAGAGGAGGAAAAAGAAGAUGAUGAAGAAGGAGACGAAUUUGACAAUGAUGACGAGGAUGAGGAAGAGGAGGAAGAACAAGAUAAAGAUGAGGAAGAUAAAGAAGAUGAAGACAAAGAAGACGAAGAGGACGAAGGGAAUGAAGAGAAUGAAGAGGAUGAAGAACCGCGCGAAACGGAAGAUACAGACGAUAAUGAAGAAGAAUACAAAGAAGACGAAGUUGAAACGGACGAUGAGAAAGAUGAAGACGAAGGGGAAGAUUCCUUUAACGACAAUGAACGGAAAAACAGGAAAAAAAAAAAGAAAAAAAUUAAAAAUAAAAACAAUAAUAAUAAAAAUAGAAAGAGAAACAGAAAUAAAAACAAAAAAUGCAAAUAUGAGCAUAACGGAGUCGAAAACAAUGCUUCGGAUGAGGAAAUUCAGAAAGAAGAAGACAGUUAUUAUAAUAAAAAAAAAAAAUUGUAUCUUAAAAGGACAAAUAAAAGAUUCAAACAUAAUUAUAUAUAUUUAAAAAAUUUAUUUAAAGAACAUGUCUGCAUAAAUACAACAAAUGUAUCCAAUUUUAUAUCUGUUAGUAAAGAUAAGCUAACAGCGACAUAUACAGCUUGGGGGAAACACACGGAUAUUGCAUGUGUUCAAGUAAACAAAUGUGCCUUAAGAGACUGUAGUAUAUACUAUUUUGAAGUAGAAGUUUUAAAUUGUACAAACUUUUCCAAAAUUGUUAUUGGCAUGACAAGCAAAAAUUAUACUAUUAAUAAAAAUCCUGGUUCAGAAUAUAAUUCAUUUGGAUAUAAAAAUGAUGAUGGUAAAAAAAUUAUAGAUGGAAAAAUUGAAAAUUAUUGUAACUCAUAUACAAAAUAUGAUAUCAUUGGUUGUGGUAUUAACUACUUUGACAAUAGUGCCUUUUUUACAAAGAAUGGAAAAUUUUUAGGUAAAGCAUGUAAUAUAAAUUCAAAAUAUGAUUAUUAUGCUACUGUUGGUUUAAGUACCUUAGGAGAUCGUAUCAAAUUUCAUUUGAAUAAUUUUUAUUUUGAUGUUUAUAAUUUAAUAUAUGAAGAAAAUGAAAAGGAAAGAAAAAUUAUUAAAUCUGUUUAUAUUCAAAAGGACAUUUUUUCGGAUAUUAUAAAAUCUCAUUUGAUCAAAUGUGGUUAUUUAAACACGUAUAAAUCUUUUGUUAACUUUUUAGAAAAAAAUAAAAAUUCAGAUGACAAUAACAGUGUUGGAAGUUCUUCUAAUUCUAAAAACGAAAUAGAUAAAUUUUUUAUGAACAAAACUGAUUUACCUAAUGUUUUAGAAAAAAAGGUAGUAGAUGAGUCAUCGCAAAAUAUCAGUAAUAAUCAUGAAGACAAAGAAAACAAGAAAAACGUUACAGAUGAAACAAAAAAAAAAAUGGACAUCAUCAUAAAGAGCAAUAAUGCAAAGGAUAAUGCAAAUAUUUUUGUGGAAAAUACUACAGCUAAAUGUACUCCUUUGAACGUAGAUAAUACAAAGAACAGCAGCAAUAAUGACAAUAUUAGCAGUGUUGAAUUAAAAAAGGAAGGAUUAAUACAUAGAGAAAAUGAUAACAAUACGGAAAACACAGAAGAAAAAUGUAGGACUGAUCAUAUUAAAAAGGAAGAAGACACUUUCACACCAAUUAAUAGUAAUUCCUCUAUUAAAAAUACAGUAGAUGUUGACGUACCAAAAUAUGUAAGCCUCCUUAGUGAAAAUAUCCCAGAAAAGGAAGGUAAAGUUUCAAAGGAUGAGGGAAGUACGAAGGGUGAUAAAAAUGUAUUAAGUACAUUCCUAGUCAAGUACCUUGAUGCUUAUGAGAAGUGCGAUGAACAGGGGAAGAGUGACAAGGAGAAGAAUGAUAUGGAGCACAUCGAUAACGAUUCGAGUAAGAUGGAGAUGACCAACAAGGAGACCACGAACAAGGAGUCUACGACCAAAGGAACGUAUAAUCAGGAAAAGAAUGAAGAAUGUACUAGCGCAACUGUAGAAGUGAAAGAAGAUAAAAAAAUGAGCAAGUUGCCUGAUUCCCCCAGUAGCUUAAACAAAAAGGAUGAAAGCAAACUUGAGGAAAAGUCGGAUACAUCAGAAAAAUUGGAAAAAUCAGAAAACUCGUCAGCUACUUUAAUCGUUGCAUCAGAUCAAGCGAAAGGGAAUAACAAACUAAUUGUUUCUGAAACUGGAAAAAGUGGAAAAGAUGAAAAUGUAAAUUCCAUAAAGAUCCCAAAUGAACAGAAGCACUCAACGGAGGAAAAUGUGGAAAAAAUGGAGAAAAACCAAAUUAUUGACACCACUUCAAGUAUAUUAAAAUGUUACGACUUUAGUCAGUAUAGUUUCGCAGGUGGUAGCAUACAAAAUUCUCUAUGGGUUUCUAGAAAAAACAGUUUAAGUAAUUUAAUAAAUGUAAGAAAGGAUUCUAGUUCAACUUUAUUAAAUAGAUUAAGAAAUAAAAGAAGUUUAAGUACAAAAGAUAACUUGAAUAUUUUACCUACUAAUUUUUUAAGCACGAAAAAAGAAUCAAAAAAAAAUGAUAGCGAUAUUAAUAAGAAAAUACAUCUCCUCCUUAAAGAUAAAUCGGGUAUUAUUAAAAAUGAAAAAAAAAAAUUAAGUAAAAAGGAAGGAAGUAAAAACUAUUCUACUGAUAAAGAAUAUAUUACAAAAUAUUUUAUGAACUUAUAUUUAUCUGAAGACAAAUUAAAUAAAAUGGUAGACUCGUUAGAAACAAGGUAUCUAAUAAGAAAUAACGUUAUUAAUGGAAAUAUUAUAGAUGUUUUAAAUAUUCUAGAGGAACAAUAUUCUGAUCUAUUUACUAACGCGCAUGCUAGUUUUAAUAUUGCAAUGUUAUACACGCAACAACUGAUAGAAAUAUUAAAGCCGCAUAAAAUAUUUAUAAAAAAAAUAUCUUCAAAAAAAAGAAGAAAAUGUAAAAAAUCGGUAGCUUAUGAUGAGGAAGAGGACUUACUUAGUGAAAGCAGUUAUAAAACAUAUAACACGUUAAGCGAUGAUCGUUUUUAUGAUGACAUUAAGACAGACUAUAAUUCAUCAGAUAGCUUAUUUUGUGAUAGCUCCAAUAAUGAGGAAAAUAAUUAUGCAGCAUUUAAUAUAGAAAAAUUAAAUAAAAGAAGAAACCAAAAAAAGUGCAGCAAAAUUAAUGAUGAAGAAGAUAGGUAUUCCAGGGAUAAGAACAUACUAGCGAGUUAUCGUAAAAAUGGAAAGGAUAAAAGUAGUGAUAGUAGUAGAAGCAAUGGAAGUAGAAGUGGAAGUAUAAGUAGUAGUAGUAACAAGUCAGCCAAUAAGUUAGGAAGGGACUCCUUCGAUAACGGGAACGUGCUUCCCGUUUGUGCUACUAAGCUAAAAGAAAAAAUGAGUAAUAUAGAUAAUAGUUACAGUAAUAGUAAUAAUAAUAAUAAUUUUUAUAAUAAGCAUAAUAAUAAUAAACAUUUAUUAAAUAUAGGUGAUAAAAAAGGUUUGGAACAUGGAAAAUAUACAAGAAAUGAUUGUCAGAAAACAAAAGUAAAUUGUGAAGAAGGGGCUACAAUAUCUCCCAUUAAGCAUACGCAGUUGAAUCACAAUGAUUUUUUAAAAGAAAAAAAAAUUGAACAAAUGUCACUGAGAAGUAUACGAUCUAAUUAUAAUGAAGAAUUUUAUAAGAAAAAUAAUAUGCUAGAAGAAUACGAAGAUCAUUAUAAGAAAUUAUCAAAAGAAUAUGAGUUUUUUAAAGAGGAUAAUCCCUAUAAUAAUAAAUGUAAGAAAGAAUGCUAUAAAACAUUGUACAAGGAAGUAGAAGAAGAGGAGAAAAAACGUUUUUAUUAUAUGAGUUCAAAUGAUGAUAUCACAUCUGAUUAUGAUAGUAAUGAUUCCAACUUUAACGAAAAGUUUUACCAAUUUAAUGAUAUAAAUUUUGACAAAAUAUAUCAAUAUAUUUAUAAAAAUAAUUUUUCACCGAAUAAACAAUUAAAAUUUAAAAAAGAUCAUCUAUAUUUAGCUCUAUUAUGGAUUAAAGAAAAAUUAUCAGUAUUUAAUAAAUCGCCAUUUGUUAACGUUCGACAGUGUAUUCUAGACAGUACUUCCUUAAUAGCUUAUCACAAACCGUAUAAACAAAAACUAGUUCGUAUGUUCUUUUCGAAAAAUAGGAAUUUAUUGACCUUCAAUGCUGUUAAUGAAGGAAUAUUGGAUAUAUGCUUGAAGGUUCCGAUAUAUUCACCUUUGGAAGUUAUGGUUAAACACUUAAUUUUAUGCAGGAACUUGUUAAGAGAAAAAAAAGGUAAUGUAGGUGUUAAAUAUGAUUGUCGUUAUGUAUGUCAGCCGUACAAAAGGUACAUGGUAAAAAUUAAAAAUAACAAAAAAAAAAGAAGAUAUUUUAAAGAAAAUACAAAACAAAAAAAUGAAAAAGGAUCAUUGAACGGAAAACUCAUUGAAGAUAAGAGAUUAUCUAUUUUUCAUUAA